AUGAAGAUCUCGAAUAUCCCGCCGCACAGCGCGCCACGGUCUCGCAUCUCCUACGCCGUUAGAACGCUAGCGCAGACGGCGUUCGCCUAUUUUCUACCAGACGCCAUGUCGGCCCUGCCGCCCGCCGACCCAGUCUUUUACUCGCUGCCAAAACAAACCCUGGGUUUUGAUGUCAUGAGCCUCUCACGGCAGGAUCUGGCCUAUCGGCUGGCGUCAACCAUGUCGUUCUAUGCCACCAUCUACUGCGCCGUGAUGCUCCAGACCAAUUCUCUGUCGUUGCUAGUCGUCUUGGCGGGACUGGACAGCCCGGCUUCUCAUUACUGGCGUCAGACCUGGCGUAAAUGGGUGACAGGGCACGCCGACGCCAUUUCCGACGAGGUUCUCGGCAUCCCUCGCCGCACCCUGGUGUCUGUUUACACGCGGCUGUGGCUUGCCUUCUUUCUCUCUGGCGUAUGCCACAUCUCCUCGGACGUGGGCAUGGGGAUCCCGAUCUCGAAAGCCGUUUCUUUCACGACCUUUAUUCUCCAGCCUGUUGGCAUCGUACUUUGA
Molecule: messenger RNA, 549 nt
Organism: Pyricularia pennisetigena
Lineage: Eukaryota; Fungi; Ascomycota; Sordariomycetes; Magnaporthales; Pyriculariaceae
Exons: 2
Coding region: 1-549 (182 amino acids)
Source: RefSeq, a predicted model, not a curated record